Molecule: messenger RNA, 2188 nt
Organism: Chrysoperla carnea
Lineage: Eukaryota; Metazoa; Arthropoda; Insecta; Neuroptera; Chrysopidae
Exons: 10
Coding region: 139-2169 (676 amino acids)
Cellular component (GO): centrosome
Molecular function (GO): protein binding
Source: RefSeq, a predicted model, not a curated record
CAACAAAAAUUAUCGUUGCAUUGUUGUGAUUCCUUCGAAAGUUGAUAUUUUAGAAAUGUAUUUUUGAAUGCUUGUUUGUUUAAUAUAUAUUGCGAUUUAUAAAAUAAAAUCAUUUGACUUUCAUUUUAUAAGCAACCGAUGGCACUAAUGAAAAUGCCACCAAAAGAGAAACGCAAAGUAAGCCACUUGUUUUAUGUAGCCUAUGCAGACAUAUGUAAACGACAUAAUUAUCAACCGCUUUCCUUGUUUAAACCAUCAGCAACGUCAAACAAAGCCAUAUUGGAUAUUUGUAUCGAUCGCAUUAAAUACGAUGAAUGGAUACCAAUAUUACAUGCUUUAAGUCAUGAUAAUAGUCUACAUUUUGUGGCGUUUCGAUGUCGUCAACAUCCGAAAAAAAUUGCAGAAAAUGUGGAUACAGAACAAAAAGUACGUCAAGCAGCAAACUGUACAAGAAUUUCAAUUUUAACAAAAUUUGUUUUAGAACGUUUAAUUGAUGCAAUUAUAAGCUUAAUUUCACAAUCUCAAUUUAUUACUGUGUUAAUAUUGGAAGGACUGCCUCUAUCACCGGAAUUGGUUCAAAACCUUGCAAGAAGUUUAGCAAAAAAUACAACGAUACAACAUUUAAAUUUACAACAUUGUUUAGUUGGUGAUGAAGGAUGCGAAAUAUUGGGCAAAACAAUACGUCAUGUAUCAAAUAUUACAACGUUAGACGUGUCAAAUUGUAAUUUAACGGCUGUUGGUGUUGAACAUUUGGCUGAACUAAUAAAAUAUCAAAAAAUUAGCAGAUAUAGUGAAAGCUGGAAACAAACAUUACGAUAUCGAGAACCAGAUUUAGAUGGUAUGCGCGGAUUGCGACGGUUAACUUGCAAUAAUAAUCCAGACAUUGGUGAUGAGGGUCUCAUGACUGUUUGCGAAGUGUUGCAGGAUGAUUUAUGGAUGAAAGCCAUAGAUUUUCAAAAUUGUGGUUUAACAGAUACAUCAAUAGAAAAAUUAAUAUCUGUUCUAACAUAUAAUGGUAUAAUGGAUAUUGCUGAUAUUCGACGGAAUACAAAAGUAUCACAAAAACUUUUACAAAACGUUAUGGUGUUAUUAUGCAAAAACAGUGAAAUGACUGGAGAUAAUAAUAAUAAUAAUGAAAAUAAAUAUCAAUGGUUAAGUACAACAUCAACAUUGAAUAGUUCUAGUGUUAUUAUGGCAAGCUGUAGUGGUGUAAAUAAUGGCGCGCUUAGUAUAACAUCACAAAAUGGUCGAAAUCAUGGUUUAUCAAGCUCACAAUUGUUAAAUCUAAAUAUUUCAAAUGUGAUUAGUAAUUGUCCACGUACAUGUAAAUCACAAAUAGAUGCAAGUAUUAAGAAAAGUAAUACAACUACUGGUAAUACACUAAUGAUGCCAAUAGGACGUCGUUUAUCAGAGACAGCAACAACAAGAAGAGCGAGAGAUGUUUGGACACCAAUAAAAGUACCAGCUAUUGUUGACUGUAAACCAACUGUUGCAGAACAAUUAAAGCAGGCAAGAAACAGAAUACAAGAAUUAGAAGCUCAAUUAGAAGAUGAGAAAAACGAAAGACAGCGUGUUGAUAUGUUAAAUGUUCAAUUACACAGUCAAUUAAUGGAAGUAAUUGGGCGUUCUGGAGGUGAUGUACAAAAUUCGCAAAAAGAUGGUUGUGUAUAUGUCAAAAAAGAUGUUUUAGAAGAAAUAUAUCAAGCAUUUUCGGAUAUUUUUAAUACAUUACCGACAGCUAGAUGUAACGGGAAAGUAAAAAAUAAUCUGGUAUUUACUAAAUUACAAAGUAUAAUUGAAGAAUCACCACCAAAUUCGCGAGAUGAAAAAAGAGAUUCAGGCGAAGAACAAAAUGAAAAUUUUAAAAUCAAGAGUAGAAAUCAUAGUUGUACAAGACAAAUGAACAGUUCUGGAGACAUGCAAUCAUCUACACCAGAGCAAUUAAAACGAACAAAGAGUGCUCUGAAAAAACGUCCUGGCUCUAGUAAAAAACUAUCGCCAAAUAACACAGAACAAUUAGAGAUUGAUGUACCUAAAGCACAACACCUAUUUCAUGCUUUUCUAGGUAAUGAAUCAGAUGAUGACGAACAACAUGAGAGUAAUGUUGAUGAUGAUUUUAAUGAGGAAAAUAACUCAACAGAAGACGAAGAUGAUAAUAGCAGUGCGUAAAUUAUCUAGUAAAAUUGAA